AACGUCACCAACAAAACUAUUGACCACCUGACCACAAAGCAUUGCGGCUAUAAUCGGUGAAGCGCAUAAUUUUGGCGGAAAUAUGGUUAAAAAGACUGUGAUAAUAUUGUUGUUGUUGUUGUCGUUGCUGUUGCUGGUUGAGAGAAGACAUUUCUCCACUAUAUAAAUAGAGGCAACAAGUGCCACAUUUCACGCUUAGUAUUAUUUGAUAGAGGAGAAGAAACAAGAGGACAUACCUCUACGCAGAGAAAACUAACAAAAAAAACAAAAAAUCAAACAACAAAGAAGAAAAAUUAACCCCUCUCCUACACCCACCAAUAAAGUCAAUUGAACAAAAAGAGAUGAAGAAGCGACGCAUAACCAGUUCGUGGCGUGGACGUGGUCAACAACACUCAGCAGGAGUUCCUAUAGCAGCUGGUGCCACAUGCUUCCGUGUUACUUGUGCCGCAUUGGCACGCGUUUGGCAUGCGCCGCGGCUCCUCUUCAAAGAUUUGCUAAUUGUUGCAAUUGCCGUCGGUCUUGGCAUGAUUGCCACUUGCUCGGCUGUUGGCUAUUCCUAUGCCCGUUUCGAGGGUCCGGUGGUGGGGCCAGAGCAUUUAAUCACUAGCCACGAUGGCACCUCCGACUAUGUGGCCCGUCCCGAAUAUAGUUUCGCCUAUGGCGUUGAGGAUGGCAAAACUCGUGUGCUGCAGAAUCGAAAAGAGACACGCCAGGGCGAUGAGGUAAGGGGUGUCUAUAGCGUAGUCGAUCCUGAUGGCACUUUGCGUGUGGUCAAAUAUACAGCAGAUGAUGCGAAUGGUUUUCAAGCGGAGGUGAUAACAAAUGGUGUGGCUACCUUGCAUGGACAUGGCAAUGCUGAUGAGGGUAAUGCCGGAUUACUGGCAGUCGAUCAGCAUGUUCGUCAUGAAAUUGAGCACAACAAUGAUGCAGAAGAGGAGGACGAUGAGGCUGAUACGGAGGAGGAGGGCCACAAUGGCCAAAGGCAUAAAAGUAAUAAUCAAUAUAAGGUCCAUGAGGAUCAAAAUGAGGCCGAAGAAGAGGCUGGCGAUAAUGAGGAAGGUGGCGGUGAUCAUGAGGAAUAUGAGGGAAGCAGCGAGGAGGGCUAUGACGAUGCCGAUGCUCAUCAAGAGCAAGACAGCAGCGAAGAGUAUUAAUUCGUCCUUGCUGCUAAGUGAUAUAAAUCUGAAGGAACUAACCAAAAACUCGAAAGAUCAGUGUGACCCAUAAAUUAGCUUAU
Drosophila willistoni is the source of this 1237-nucleotide messenger RNA. RefSeq lists its product as uncharacterized. Lineage: Eukaryota; Metazoa; Arthropoda; Insecta; Diptera; Drosophilidae. Gene Ontology annotation, cellular component: extracellular matrix. The transcript is spliced from 2 exons. The record is from RefSeq and is a predicted model, not a curated record. Bases 342 to 1154 code for a protein of 270 amino acids.